Molecule: messenger RNA, 786 nt
Organism: Didymodactylos carnosus
Lineage: Eukaryota; Metazoa; Rotifera; Eurotatoria; Philodinida; Philodinidae
Source: the annotation of a GenBank genome assembly
AUGAAUACUGACGACUCAAAAAUUCAAUUUCGUAAAAUUUUAUUAAGCAUUGAUGAUCAAUUAAGUUCCGAAGAUCGGAAGAGAUUGGCUUUCUUAUUUGGCGGUGAUGUUUCACGGAAGAUACGCGAUGAUACAUCACUCUCCGGCGCGAUCGCUUUGUUUGAACAAUUAUUUGAUCGAGGAAAAAUAUCCGAAACCGACUUUAGUUAUUUGAUAAAAGCUUUUGAAGCAAUAAAUUGUCCCAAUGCCGCUGAUCGUUUAAAAGAGCAUCAACAACUGGCUCUCGGGUCGGGAGCAUCACCGUCAAAUGUGAGCGAAUUUGUAGAGAAUCCUAAAUCGUUGGUGAGUCUAGUGUUAGAAGACCUUGAAGAAGACUCUGUCAGGGCUAGUAUUAGUGGUGCCAAUGAGAAUACGAAGACAAAGCCAAAUGUGAAUAUGAAGACAAAACCAAUUAAUGUGGAAUCUGACAACCUCAGUUUAAACACUCGAUUGGAGAAUUUCGGAUUUCGAGCAGUAUGCAGAGAUAUAACACCUACAAGUGCUAGUGCUAUUCCACUGAUUUCACCUGCUAAUGACAACGAACCUGAUCGUCCUAGUCCUUCCAAUAGAAAUAAAAAAACAGAACAAGAAAUUGUACUAGAGCUCUUAAAGAAAGACUCCGAAGGCUUUUAUCGUUGCCCCAAUCCAAGGUGCAAUAAAAUUGUUAGAACACCACAAUUGGAAGGACACAUGAAGAGCUGUGCUAAAUCAUGGUGUUUACAAAACAAUAUUACACCCUACAAAUAA